UUUCUCUUUCAAUGGCGUUUUUGAGUAUUCUGCAAAUGGGUUCUUUCUCUUUUGCUCUGUUUCGCUUUGUAUGUACACAAAAGCUGUUUCAUCAGAUCUUUGCGGCGAAGAGAAGACAUGAGUUUGUAGAAAUGUUUCUCUCACGUUUAAGCAAUGUGAAUACAUUCCAUAUUAUUUUUCAUAUAAAAAAAUUUAUUCAUUUUCGUGUUUUUUUUGUUUUCCUGCCAUCUAAUGAUUAACGAAAUUCACCUUUAUCCUUUUCUUUCAGACAGAGGCAACCGAAAGAAACUAUUUUUAUUUAGUUUUUUUUCUUUGAAUCGUAAGAGUUUUGGGACUCUUUCCUUUUCCCCUGUUUCUCCCUUCUCUUCAUUCCUUUGUAUUUAUACGAUUUAGGGAGCACAAUGUUACGAGUUCUAUAUAUAUAUAUAUAAGAUUUUAUUACAACUUCUUGCUUCUACGUUCUCUGGUUUUCGUUUCUUCCCUAAUUUGUGUUUCAAAUCCCAUUAUUACUCUCCUCUGACAAAAGCAAAGGUUAAAGGUUCUGCAUUUGUUGGUGAACAAUAUACAAAUGGAGAGGCUGAACUCGGAGCUCUACCUGCAGAACUGUUACAUAAUGAAAGAGAACGAGAGGCUGAGGAAGAAAGCUCAGCUUCUGAACGAAGAGAAUCAGCAGCUCCUCUUCGAGCUCAAACAGAAACUGUCCAAAUCCAAGAACCCUAACGGAUCAAACAAAGGAAACAACAACAACAAUGAGAUGAUGGGUCAUGAUCUCAACCUCUGCUCAUCGAGCUCAAACCCUAAACCCUGAAUGCAAGACACAGAGUAAAAAUUGUUGGUCACUUUGCUUAGAGAAGAGACAAAUCUCAUGACCCCACUUAGAAGAACUCGACCUUUUGUUUAUCUCUUUUUUUUUUGCUAGUUUCUUUUUUUUUUUAAUGGGGGGUUUGUAAGAAGAACACUGGUAGUGAUUAUGGUGGUAGCAGCAAGCAGCAGCAGUAGAUGGUGUCAAAUUGUUUUCUGUGUUAUUACAAUAGGACAGUUUGUUUGUAGUGUCUGCUCUCUCUCUCUCUCCUAAGUGUCUUUCACUUUUGUUUCUGUUUCUAUGUUAA
This is a messenger RNA of Tarenaya hassleriana, 1109 nucleotides long. RefSeq names its product protein LITTLE ZIPPER 4. The record is from RefSeq and is a predicted model, not a curated record. NCBI's taxonomy places the organism in Eukaryota, Viridiplantae, Streptophyta, Magnoliopsida, Brassicales, Cleomaceae. The transcript has 2 exons. Bases 569 to 808 code for a protein of 79 amino acids.